Molecule: messenger RNA, 7115 nt
Organism: Symphalangus syndactylus (siamang)
Lineage: Eukaryota; Metazoa; Chordata; Mammalia; Primates; Hylobatidae
Gene: LGI2
Product: leucine rich repeat LGI family member 2
Biological process (GO): inhibitory synapse assembly
Molecular function (GO): protein binding
Source: RefSeq, a predicted model, not a curated record
GCGGCGGCGGCCGCCCAGCAGCCCGGGCUCGGGUGGGGGGGCGCCGAGUGGGGGUGGCGGCCAGCAUGCUGCUCGGCUGCGGCUCGGCCUCCCACACCCGCGGCGCCCUUGUCCUCACCAGCAGCGGCGGCGGCAGAGCAGCGAGCGGCGCCCGCGUCUGCAGCGGCGCCGGGUCCGAGCGCGCGGCGCGGCGGUGGGGGUCGGGGCCCGGGCGGGGAGCGGGGACCGGGCAUGGCGCUGCGGAGAGGCGGCUGCGGGGCGCUCGGGCUGCUGCUGCUGCUGCUGGGCGCCGCGUGCCUGAUCCCGCGGAGCGCGCAGGUGAGGCGGCUGGCGCGCUGCCCCGCCACUUGCAGCUGUACCAAGGAGUCCAUCAUCUGCGUGGGCUCAUCCUGGGUGCCCAGGAUCGUGCCGGGCGACAUCAGCUCCCUGAGCCUGGUAAAUGGGACGUUUUCAGAAAUCAAGGACCGAAUGUUUUCCCAUCUGCCCUCCCUGCAGCUGCUAUUGCUGAAUUCUAACUCAUUCACCAUCAUCCGGGAUGACGCUUUCGCUGGACUUUUUCACCUUGAAUACCUGUUCAUUGAAGGGAACAAAAUAGAAACCAUUUCGAGAAAUGCCUUUCGUGGCCUCCGUGACCUGACUCACCUUUCUUUGGCCAAUAACCACAUAAAAGCACUACCAAGGGAUGUCUUCAGUGAUUUAGACUCUCUGAUUGAACUAGAUUUGAGGGGUAAUAAAUUUGAAUGUGACUGCAAAGCCAAGUGGCUAUACCUGUGGUUGAAGAUGACAAAUUCCACCGUUUCCGAUGUGCUGUGUAUUGGUCCACCAGAGUAUCAGGAAAAGAAGCUAAAUGAUGUGACCAGCUUUGACUAUGAAUGCACAACUACAGAUUUUGUUGUUCAUCAGACUUUACCCUACCAGUCGGUUUCAGUGGAUACGUUCUACUCCAAGAAUGAUGUGUACGUGGCCAUCGCGCAGCCCAGCAUGGAGAACUGCAUGGUGCUGGAGUGGGACCACAUCGAAAUGAAUUUCCGGAGCUAUGACAACAUUACAGGUCAGUCCAUCGUGGGCUGUAAGGCCAUUCUCAUCGAUGAUCAGGUCUUUGUGGUGGUAGCCCAGCUCUUCGGCGGCUCUCACAUUUACAAAUACGACGAGAGCUGGACCAAGUUUGUCAAAUUCCAAGACAUAGAGGUCUCUCGCAUUUCCAAGCCCAAUGACAUCGAGCUGUUUCAGAUCGACGACGAGACGUUCUUUGUCAUCGCAGACAGCUCGAAGGCUGGUCUAUCCACAGUUUAUAAAUGGAACAGCAAAGGAUUCUAUUCUUACCAGUCACUGCACGAGUGGUUCAGGGACACGGAUGCGGAGUUUGUUGAUAUCGAUGGAAAAUCGCAUCUCAUCCUGUCCAGCCGCUCCCAGGUCCCCAUCAUCCUCCAGUGGAAUAAAAGCUCUAAGAAGUUUGUCCCCCAUGGUGACAUCCCCAACAUGGAGGACGUACUGGCUGUGAAGAGCUUCCGAAUGCACAAUACCCUCUACCUUUCCCUUACCCGCUUCAUCGGGGACUCCCGGGUCAUGAAGUGGAACAGUAAGCAGUUUGUGGAGAUCCAAGCUCUUCCAUCCCGAGGGGCCAUGACCUUGCAGCCCUUUUCUUUUAAAGAUAAUCACUACCUGGCCCUGGGGAGUGACUAUACAUUCUCUCAGAUAUACCAGUGGGAUAAAGAGAAGCAGCUAUUCAAAAAGUUUAAGGAGAUUUAUGUGCAGGCGCCUCGUUCAUUCACAGCUGUCUCCACCGACAGGAGAGAUUUCUUUUUUGCAUCCAGUUUCAAAGGGAAAACAAAGAUUUUUGAACAUAUCAUUGUUGACUUAAGUUUGUGAAGGUGUGGUGGGUGAAACUAAAAGACAUGCAGCAUUAGCUCUUGCAAGAGAGGACCAAGAAAAGUCAACAAACAAAUCAAAGUCAGGCUCAGAGCUCUGAAAUUAAAAAGCACUGAAAUAGUUAGAGGUUUUCAAACUUUUAGAACUCACAUUUUAAUCAGGGAUUGCAUUUAUUGGCUAACUGCAUGACAUGCCCAUUCUACCAUUUAAAAAAACAUCUUAAAGCCUGUAAUUUCUGAGAAAAGAGUACAGCAUUUACUCUUAUCAUCUAGAAAUGUAAUAUGCUUUUUUUCCCCCUUUUUAAUGAGGGAGAAGAAAAUUGGAUAAGAUGGGACAGCUCUUAUAAUGAAAUAAAAAAACAAACUUUGGCCGGGCGCGGUGGCUCACGCUUGUAAUCCCAGCACUUUGGGAGGCCGAGGCGGGCGGAUCAUGAGGUCAGGAGAUCGAGACCACAGUGAAACCCCGUCUCUACUAAAAAUACAAAAAAAAAAUUAGCCGGGCGUGGUGGCGGGCGCCUGUAGUCCCAGCUACUCGGAGAGGCUGAGGCAGGAGAAUGGCGUGAACCCGGGAGGCGGAGCUUGCAGCGAGCCGAGAUUGCGCCACUGCACUCCAGCCUGGGCGACAGAGCGAGACUCUGUCUCAAAAACAAAAAACAAAAAACAAACUUUGAGCCCCUCUCAUUCCAUUUUAGCAAUCUUUUUGGUAAGAACUCUUAAAGCCAAAAGUCAGCUGAAAAGAUUUGCUGAUUAUUAGUUUAAAAAUCUUGUAACACUCAGCAGUGCUAUUUUGAGUCAUCCCAGUUUCCUGAAAGUAAUGCCCAGUCUUCCUGAAUCCUCCUUAAUAGCAGAACCUUGGUGAUUUUGUUGGCUCAUAUGAAUGCUUGUCAUGGAUAUGUUAACAAUUUAAUGUUUGACAUUGCUUCCUCUGCCACAAAGACAAUAUUCUGGUGACACAUGUCUAGACCCAGCACAGGCUGUAGGCCCAGGAACGACUCAAAGGAGUUUUUCCCUCUUUCUUAUGGUUCAAAGCUGACCCUGGUGGUGGCCAGAGCAGUAAUGCUUGUUUGAUGCUCUUCAUGGCUCAUCUGCUUCUCGGAACCCACCCAUUGAGUUUGUGGGUAACCAGCAGAUAGGCCAAAGACUGAAUGGUGCUUUUAAUUUCAUCCUUUAGAGGCAUGAAACAGUUAUUUCCGUCUGAUGAGCAUUCGGUAAAAUUUUUGAAGUGAGAUUUUACGAAGUCAAAGGGGACUUUAUACAGAUCUCAACGUGCUUUGAAACCUAGAGGUGGCCCUUUGAUUUGUGCAUGUCCUUGCCCUCUGGACAACUUAAUAUUUCAAGUAAUCGAAUACCAACUUCCCUGCCAGCCCACCUGCCUUCCGCCCCGCUUGUGUAACAGUCCCGUUUUGUUGAGUUGCUAUUGCAGCUGCCAGUGCAGCCCACACCAAAUCACAACCCAAGAUACUCAGAUAGGAAGACUCCUUCCUCUCCCAGUACUUUACCAAAGGAAACCCCCCCAGGACCCACAUACUCACUGGGGGCCAUGUGUUGGCAGUGGAAUCAGCCUGUGCAGGCUGGGGAUCUCAGGCGGAUCAGUAGGGGCCAGCUUUGCAGCCAGCCAAGCUGAACCCCACACUCCAGGUCUGUGCUCAAGAGAACAGAUGGUGUAUUUCCAAAUGGGCCUCUCUGGUAUGGGCAAUAGGGAAGCUCCUGGGGUCUGGUUAUGUGGAAGAUUCUUAGUGGAUGUUCCGCCUGGUUAGCUGGUUCUCUUCAGAGAAUACAAAGUGAAUGCCUUUAGGGGUAGCUCUGAAAGAGAUACCCAACAACUUCAUUCCUAGCCAUGAAAGUAGCACGAUCAUAUUGCACUGUAUUGUUAUUGUAAAAUGAGUAUUUGCCAUGUCAUGAGUAGGUAGAUGUUUUGCCACAAAUAUGAAUGUGUUUGUUGUUUCCUGACUUUAAGCAAUGAAGAUUGAGACAAUAAAUAGCGCUCAGAGAAUGAAGCAUUGAUGUUACAUCAGCACUCUUGGGUACAUUCUGGGACUGUAGGCUGAGGCUUCCAGCCUCAGAAACCACGGAUUUUAAUGAACGAACUCACCCACACAUAGUAGUGUUGUUACUUGAAACUUCUACAAAAUACCAAGCAAACAGGAGAAAAGUGGUUUGUUUUCAUUUUUAAGUGCAAAUUACUUUUCUUCUGCAUUUUUUUUUUUUUUUUUUUUUGCCUUCUUGGUUUCUUUGAACAGGCUACAAAUGCCCAGGUCCCCCCAUUGGAAGCUGAAAGGGGAAGAGCUCUGCCAUUCCUCCAGCCCUAAAGAUGGCAAGCUAUUCUUUCUGUUGCAUGGAACCCCUCAGACAAACCUGGGCAGAAAAAUGGGUACUUGGCAAACUGUGGGAGAUAUUUAGACAGUCCCAGCAACUAUGCCAGAUCAAAGUGAUGUUCCCAAUUCCAGCCACCUGUAGGGAUGGCAAGGUGGCAUCUCUUCACAGUGUUGCCACUGCAGAGAGGUAUCACAUUCCCAGCUGUACCUCUGAGGGUAAAUGAGCGACUGACCCCCUGCACUCACUAUUCUGGUCACAUUGCCAGAUUCUGGGAAACCAGGAAACACAGGACGCUGGGCUUAGGAUGGGGAGAGCUGUUGAGCCCAGAUGGGGAAUUAGGAGGUGAAAGAACGAUCUAAACAGGUGAUGGGUAGGGUGUGAGAAGUGGGUGACCCACUCAACUGCAAUCGGGUUUUCCUUUUUUAUAAUGUUAUUUUAUACAAGACUAAAGCCUGCAGUCUACAGAGCGCCUAUGCUGUGGGAGGAGAUAUUUGUUCUGGCCAACUUACUAAAGGAGCAUAGAUGUUCUUGGCACAGGGUGGCGAAAUCUUUGCUUCAUUAAUCUUACUGCUCCAUCCCAAGAAUCCCUGAAGUUUUAAACAAUUUCUGCAAGAAGCAUUAUUCCAGUAAUAAUGUAAAACAAAAAACCAACCAAGCAACAGCAAAAAUGCAAAGCAGAGAAAUAUGUGGACCGUCCCCAGUGGAGAUCAGCUUGAAGGAGGGGGCAGAUCUUUCUUCUACUUUCCCUCCCAUCACCCACUGGGUGGUCGUCUGCUCAGCUUGUUUCUUCUUUAUGAACUCUGUGGCUAGGCUCCUGGACUGAACCCUCUGUGCAGCCAUGUGGCUUUAAGGCCUUUCCUUAAAGGGGGCUUGUCCCCAUACUUCAUAGGGUCGGGAAUGAGUCUAUUAUCAAGACUCCAAAAAUAAAUCUUAGACAUGAAGAGCACUGUGUUAUUGGACAGUGGAUGGUAAGGCCACCUCACAUUUAGCAAAGCUUUAUAUUUUUCCAAUGCACAUUAGUAUUCGCCUCAUUUGUUCAUAAAUAGCUCUGAAGUUUAUUGCAGGGCAGGUGUUAUUCUAAUUUCAGAGAGAAGGAAAUAGACAUGAAAACUAUAUAAAUUGCCCGCCAUGGUUAUCCAAUAGGGACUGGCAAAGCAAGAACUUUCCCUCUGAUCGGCAGACAUUGUAUUUUCUUUCUAAGACAGACACCCUGCUAUACUCUCCCGGAGAAAGACUUUCAUUUCUAGCAUGAUUUUGAAUUUGGCAGCACCUUGAGACAAAGUAAAAAGUGCAAUAAAAUAUGCAUAGCCAGGGCCGGGCGCGGUGGCUCACGCUUGUAAUCCCAGCACUUUGGGAGGCCGAGGCGGGCGGAUCAUGAGGUCAGGAUAUCGAGACCACGGUGAAACCCCGUCUCUACUAAAAAUACAAAAAAAAUUAGCCAGGCGUGGUGGCGGGCGCCUGUAGUCCCAGCUACUCGGAGAGGCUGAGGCAGGAGAAUGGCGUGAACCCGGGAGGCGGAGCUUGCAGUGAGCCGAGAUCACGCCACUGCACUCCAGCCCGGGCGACAGAGCGAGACUCCAUCUCAAAAAAAAAAAAAAAAAAAAAAAAAAGAAAAUGCAUAGCCAGAGGAAAAAUCACACUGAAUAGACAUCAUUCAAUCAACUGGUCCAUUUAACAAUGAACAAACAUGCAAUUACAUGCCCCACUCUUUUUACAAGCAAGGCCCCACUCUUGAAAGUGGUCCAGAAAUUUUGAAUAGUUUUCUGUUGUUGUAAGGAGGAUAUCUAGCUGGUCUGGUUAUUUCUCCCCCCGCAUAGCUAUGGGAAGGAUGUUGAGGUUGAGACACAUCUGGUUCUUGUCACAUUGUCCACCAGAUAAACAAGAAGAGAUCUGUGAAGGAAAAAUUCAAAACCUGAAAGCACGAGUGGUGAUGAAUUGCUCUCGGCCAUCAUCAGCCUUCAGGGAGCACACUGGAAAUGGCAGAGUUGCAUUUUUCUUCCCCAUGGAGUGAGAGUCUGUGUAUUUUUAGGAAAGAAAUCAGCGUGGGAUGCCAGAGGUUUGGCGGUCAGGAAUGCUCAUGGUGGAAAUUUCUCUGGCCUGGGGUAUAAUGAAGGGGAUAUGAAGAUCUGCAGGAGGGGAGUCUAUUUGCCUGCCACCUAAAGAAAAUCUCUUAGGCUUCCUGAUUCUUCCGCAGAGGUAUCAGCCUCUCCUUUGCAGCUGCGGAAGGAAGGAAGUUCUUUAAUUAGGCAGUGGCCAAAGAUUCUGUUCAACAGCUUCCUGGAGUGGAAUACAAUAAUCUAGUUGUAUGCAAUGACGCAAUUAGAAAGUGGUCCGGAUUUGGGUGGCAAUGGAAGGGGAAUGGCAAAGUGGGCAGAUGGCUCUGGAGGAAACUUGGGAAAGUAAAAACAAACUGGAAGAAAAGGAAAAAAGGAUAAUGGUUUCCUUUGCCUCAGCCAGGCAAGCAGAGGGUAGAAUGACCAGGAAAAUUAACAACAUCUCAGUUAUUAAUGAAGAGAACCAACUGUAAUGUCAUUCAAAUAAGAAGCAUAUUGUAAAGCUACUGAGAUCUAAACCAAGUUAUUAUUAUCCUUACUGUAUUCCAUUGCUUGUAUCAAAAUCUACUUUUUUUCCAGUAGGAAACUAUGCAUUCCCUAUCAGUCCCUUUGAUUAUCAGGAAUGUAUAAGAAUUGUGAUAAAAUAGGCCAAUAUGCUAUUUGGUACCAUUUGUAUGUAUUUUAAAUGCAUAACCUAGGUAAAAUCAGAAUAGUUUCUAUGUGUAAAGAAGCAAGUUUUACAGUAUGCAGACUACAGUGGAUGUAUUUUAGGCUGUAUACAUAUUUAGCUCUUUUUGGUAAAUAGGGUGUACAAACUAUAUGCCUCUUAAUUCAAUAUAUUCAGUAAGCCUAUGAAUAAAAAGUGGUUCAUGCCUAA